GGAAGAGCUCCUGGAACAAGGUGUAGGUGCAGGCUGUGCUUGCCUGGUGAUGCCAAACCUGCCUCUCAACUUGCCCUGCUUUGCCCACAGACUGCUUGGGCCCUGGCCUUUGGACUGCUGUGACCUUGCCUCUUGCCUUGACCUCCUCAUUGAGAACUCUGACUUCAGACUGGCCUGGGAUGCUGUCUUGAUGCUGCCCACAUUUGACCAUCACCUCAAUCUAUCAAAUGGGAGAAAAGCUACAUCUUUACCUGGCACAGAGAAGAUGUCAGUGAAGGCGCCAGGCAGACUUCAGUGGGGAGCAUAUUCCACAGAUGGGGAGCCACAACUGAAAAGGCUUUUCUAUGCAUUUCCAUGCGCAUUCCUCGGCUGGAGAACUGCCUUGCAAAAUUCGGGGGAGUGCAAAUUUCAAAAGAUGGCUGCUUUUCGGUUCUGGUACUGUUUUGGAAAGUGCAAACAAGCUGCCCGGCUCAGCUCUUUAAACAAAGGAACCCACCGCUCAUCUUUGGAAUUCCAGAGAGCCCAGGAAGCUCUGGAAAAGAAGCCCUGAUUUUCCACUGUUGGACCACAGCGACCCUCCCGUAAACCCGAGGUCUUUGUGGGCUGGUUCCUUGCCUCCGCCGCUCCAUUAUGGGAGCUUUGUGGCUAUCCCGUUUCCUCCUGGGAUGUACGUCUCUUGCGUUCUAUCGAGAGUUUGCCUGCGGACAGCAAAAGGGAGAUCUUCAGGCCGACAGAUUUGCAAGCUACGAAAACAAGCAGCCCCCCAGCAGAGUGAGACGGAGAGGGCAUGAUACUUUGAGAGGGCCAAACGUCUGCGGAUCCCGAUUCCACUCUUACUGCUGUCCAGGAUGGAAAACCCUCCCUGCUGGGAACCAGUGCAUCGUCCCCAUUUGCCGGAACUCUUGUGGUGAUGGGUUUUGCUCACGCCCAAAUAUGUGCACGUGUUCCAAUGGGCAACUGUCCCCCAACUGUGGCUCCGGAGCAGUUCAGUCCUGCAACGUCAGAUGCAUGAACGGCGGCAGCUGCAGCGACGAGGCCUGCCUGUGCCAGAAAGGCUACACAGGGACCUACUGCGGCCAGCCUGUCUGCGAAAGCGGCUGCCAGAACGGAGGCCGGUGCAUCGGGCCCAACCGCUGCGCCUGUGUUUACGGUUUCACGGGGCCCCAGUGCGACAGAGAUUACCGCACAGGGCCAUGCUUCAGCCAAGUCAGCAACCAGAUGUGCCAGGGGCAGCUCAGCGGCAUCGUUUGCACCAAGACAAUGUGCUGUGCCACCAUCGGGCGGGCCUGGGGCCACCCUUGCGAGAUGUGCCCUGCCCAGCCCCACCCUUGUCGCCGGGGCUUCAUCCCAAACAUACGCACUGGAGCCUGCCAAGAUGUGGAUGAAUGCCAGGCGAUCCCCGGGUUGUGCCAGGGAGGGAACUGCCUCAACACAGUGGGGUCCUACGAAUGCAAGUGCCCAGCGGGUCACAAACAGAGCGAGACAAGCCACAAAUGCGAAGAUAUUGAUGAGUGCAGCAGCGUCUCCGGAGUUUGCGACAGCGGCGAGUGCACCAACACUGCAGGCAGCUACGUCUGCGCCUGCCCGCGGGGUUUCAUGACCAGCCCGGAUGGAUCCCGUUGCGUGGACCAGCGGAUCGGCACGUGCUUCUCGGCACUAAUUGGUGGGCGGUGUGCCGGGGAGUUGCCCGGGCAAUACACUAAGAUGCAGUGUUGCUGUGAUUCUGGGCGUUGCUGGGCCAUUGGACAGACCCCGGAAAUGUGCCCCGUGAGGGGAUCAGAUGAAUACCGCCGGUUGUGCAUUGAAGGCCUCCCAGUAGUGCCAGGAUUCCCUGGUACAUUUCCUGGGGUCCCCGGCUUUGGUCCAAAUGGGGUUGGGCCAGGUAUUAGUGGUCCUGGUAGCUUGGGGCCUAAUGGAGCAAAUGGGCAAGGCGGGAUCUCCGGACUGCCUGGGAUGGGACCUGGGAGCUCAAGCAUUGGGACUGCCACCCUCAACCAGACGAUCGACAUCUGCAAGCAUUUCACCAACCUCUGCUUGAAUGGGCGCUGCAUCCCCACACCAUCCAGCUACCGCUGCGAGUGCAACAUGGGCUACAAGCAGGACGUCCGUGGCGAGUGUAUCGACAUGGACGAGUGCUCCAGUAGCCCUUGCCUGCACGGUGACUGUGUGAACACCCCCGGCUCGUACCACUGCAAGUGCCACGAUGGGUUCCAGAGCACCCCCACAAAGCAGGCUUGCAUCGACAUUGACGAAUGCAUCAUGAAUGGAGUGAUGUGCCGAAACGGGCGCUGCGUGAACACAGACGGCAGCUUCCAGUGCAUCUGCAACGCUGGCUUUGAGAUCACUCCGGAUGGGAAAAACUGUGCCGACCACGACGAGUGCGCCACCACCAACAUGUGCCUGAACGGGAUGUGCAUCAAUGAAGAUGGGAGCUUCAAGUGCAUUUGCAAGCUGGGCUUUGUCUUGGCCCCCAACGGGAGGUACUGCGUCGACAUUGAUGAGUGUGAGACUCCUGGGAUCUGCAUGAACGGCUGGUGCAUCAACACGGAGGGCUCCUUCCGCUGCGAGUGCCUUGGAGGCCUGGCCAUUGGCGUGGAUGGGCGGGUCUGUGUGGACACCCACGUCCGCAGCACCUGCUAUGGUGGCAUCAAGAAAGGGAGCUGUGCCAGGCCCUUCCCGGGGGCUGUCACCAAGUCCGAGUGCUGCUGUGCCAACCCGGACCAUGGGUUUGGAGAGCCGUGCCACCCUUGCCCGGCUAAGAACUCGGCCGAAUUCCAAGCUCUCUGCAGCAGCGGAAUUGGUAUCACGGCCGACGGGAGAGAUAUCAAUGAGUGUGCGUUGAACCCAGACAUCUGCCCCAAUGGGAUGUGUGAGAAUCUCCGAGGAAGUUACCGCUGCAUCUGUAAUCUAGGCUACGAGUCAGACCCUACUGGCAAAAACUGUGUCGAUGUGGAUGAAUGUGCUGUCAACCGCCUGCUGUGUGACAAUGGUUUGUGCCGCAACACGCCUGGAAGCUACAGUUGCAGCUGCCCAAAGGGCUUUGUCUUCCGGACAGAGACAGACACUUGUGAAGAUAUCAACGAGUGCACAUCCAACCCUUGUGUCAACGGCGUCUGCAGGAACAACGCCGGCGCCUUUGCUUGCGAGUGCUCCCCGGGAAGCAAGCUGGACUCCAGUGGCACCAUCUGUGUUGACAGCAUGAAAGGGACUUGCUGGCUGAACAUCCAGGACGGCCGCUGCGAGGUCAACAUCAAUGGAGCCACCCUGAAGUCGGAGUGUUGCGCCACACUCGGCGCCGCCUGGGGCAGCCCGUGCGAACGCUGCGAGAUCGAUACCGCCUGUCCGAGAGGCUACGCCAGGAUGAAGGGCAUCUCCUGCGAAGAUGUGAACGAGUGUGACGUUUUUCCGGGAGUCUGUCCCAAUGGCCACUGCGUGAACACGGCAGGCUCAUUCCGCUGCGAGUGCCCAGAAGGGUUGACACUCGAUGCCGCUGGCAGGACAUGUGUGGACGUGCGGCUGGAACAGUGCUACAUGAAGUGGGCCGAGGAUGAAUGCACGGCACCCCUCCCGGGGAAGUACCGCAUCGACCUUUGCUGCUGCUCUGUUGGCUCGGCCUGGGGCUCCGACUGUGAGGAGUGCCCAAGGCCCGGCUCUGCAGAGUAUAAAGCCACCUGCCCAAGAGGUCCUGGCUUUGCCAACCGGGGAGACGUCCUAUCAGGCCGGCCUUUUUAUAAAGAUGUCAACGAAUGUAAGAUCUUCUCUGGUCUCUGCACCCACGGGUCUUGCCGCAACACCAUAGGUAGUUUCCGGUGCCUCUGCGGCAACGGCUUCGCUCUGGAUGCCGAAGAGAGAAACUGCACAGAUAUUGACGAGUGCCGGAUCUCGCCCGACCUGUGUGGCCACGGCGCCUGUGUCAACACGCCCGGCAGCUUUGAGUGUGAAUGCUUUGAAGGCUAUGAGAGCGGGUUCAUGAUGAUGAAGAACUGCAUGGACAUCGACGAAUGUGAGAGGGACCCUCUGCUGUGCCGGGGAGGGGUCUGCGUCAACACCGAGGGCAGUUUUGAGUGCCUUUGCCCCCCAGGGCACGAGCUCACCUCAGAGGGCAAUGCCUGCGUGGAUAUCAAUGAAUGCUCCCUGAGUGACAAUUUGUGUCGCAAUGGCCGCUGCGUCAACGUGAUCGGGACCUACCAGUGCGUGUGCGACUCUGGGUUCCAGGCCACUCCGGACCGUCAAGGCUGCGUUGAUAUUGAUGAGUGCACCAUCAUGAAUGGCGGCUGCGACACGCACUGUGCCAACUCAGAGGGCAGCUACCAAUGCAGCUGCAGUGAGGGAUAUGCGCUGAUGCCGGAUAAGCGUUCAUGCACAGAUAUUGAUGAAUGCGAGGACAACCCGGAUAUCUGCGAUGGCGGGCAAUGUACCAACAUCCCCGGCGAAUAUCGGUGCCUCUGCUUUGAUGGAUUCAUGGCCUCCUUAGACAUGAAGACAUGUAUCGAUGUGAACGAGUGUGACCUGAACCCCAACAUUUGCCUCCAUGGCGAAUGCGAGAACACCAAGGGCUCUUUCAUCUGCCAUUGCCAGCUGGGCUACUUUGUCAAGAAGGGGACGACUGGGUGCACAGAUAUUGAUGAGUGUGAAAUUGGAGCCCACAACUGCGACAUGCAUGCCUCGUGUAUCAACAUCCCCGGGAGCUUCCGGUGCAAGUGCAGGACAGGUUGGCUUGGCGAUGGUUUCAAGUGCAACGACCUGGACGAAUGCGCCACUGAGGCCCACAGCUGCAACCUGAACGCCAACUGUCUGAACACACCUGGUUCCUAUCGCUGCGCCUGCCGCGAAGGUUUCAACGGGGACGGUUUCUCCUGCUCCGAUGUAGAUGAAUGUGCCAACAACAUCAACCUCUGCGAGAAUGGGCAGUGCCUCAAUGCCCCCGGCGGCUACCGCUGCGAGUGCGAGAUGGGCUUCAACCCCACCGAGGACAGCAAGGCGUGCCAAGAUAUUGACGAGUGCACCUUCCAGAACAUCUGCGUCUUCGGUAGCUGUCAAAACCUGCCUGGGAUGUUUCGCUGUGCCUGUGACGAUGGAUACGAGCUGGACAGGAGCGGGGGCAACUGUACAGACAUCAAUGAGUGUGCCGACCCGGUGAAUUGCAUCAAUGGACUUUGCGUCAACACCCCUGGAAGCUACCUGUGCAACUGCCCCCAAGACUUCGAGCUCAAUCCCACAGGAGUGGGGUGCGUCGACACCCGCGUUGGGAACUGCUUCCUGGAUACGCAAGAUCGGGGUGAUGGCGGGAUCUCCUGCAGUGCGGAGAUUGGCGUGGGGGUCACCCGGGCUUCAUGUUGCUGUUCGCUAGGCCGGGCAUGGGGGAACCCCUGUGAGCUCUGCCCACCAGCCAAUACCACUGAAUACAAGACUCUGUGUCCAGGAGGUGAAGGGUUCCGGCCGAAUCCCAUCACGGUCAUUUUGGAAGAUAUUGACGAAUGUCAGGAGUUGCCAGGCCUCUGCCAAGGGGGAAACUGUGUCAAUACCUUCGGGAGCUUCCAGUGCGAAUGCCCCCUGGGCUACUACUUGAACGAGGACACCCGCAUUUGUGAAGACAUCGACGAGUGCUCGGCCCACAUCGGGAUCUGCGGCCCGGGGACCUGCUACAAUACCCUGGGGAACUACACCUGUGUCUGCCCGCCGGAAUACAUGCAAGUCAACGGAGGCAACAACUGCAUGGAUAUGAGGAAGAGCCUCUGCUAUCGGAACUACAACGACACGUGCGAGAACGAGCUCUCCUUCAACAUGACCAAGAAGAUGUGCUGCUGCUCCUACAACAUCGGAAAGGCCUGGAACAAGCCCUGCGAGCCCUGCCCCACCCCCGCCAGCUCUGAAUACCAGAUCCUGUGUGGUAACCAGGCCCCCGGAUUCAUCAUAGAUAUUCACACCGGGAAGCCGAUUGAUAUUGACGAAUGCAGCGAGAUCCCAGCCAUCUGCACCAACGGGGUUUGCAUCAACCAGAUUGGCAGCUUUCGUUGUGAGUGUCCCAUUGGCUUCAGCUACAACAACAUCUUGCUGAUCUGCGAAGACAUUGACGAAUGCAGCAGUGGUGAAAAUCUCUGCCAACGCAAUGCCGAUUGCCUGAACAGCCCUGGGAGUUACCGGUGCGAGUGCUCCUCUGGAUACAAGCUGUCGCCCAGCGGAGCGUGUGUGGGCCGCAACGAGUGUCAGGAGAUCCCCAAUGUCUGCAGCCACGGCGACUGUGUGGACACCGAAGGGAGCUACCUUUGCAUCUGCUUCAACGGGUUCAAGGCCACUGGGGACCUGACCAUGUGCAUGGACAUUGACGAGUGUGACCGCCAGCCCUGCGGGAAUGGGACCUGCAAGAACACAGUGGGCUCUUACAACUGCCUCUGCUUCCCUGGGUUUGAGCUGACCCAUAACAACGACUGCAUGGACGUCGAUGAGUGCUCCUCUCUGGCGGGGCAGGUCUGCCGAAAUGGGCAAUGCAUCAACAACGUCGGCUCUUUCCGGUGCCUCUGUCAGGAGGGCUACGACCACACGCCAGACGGCAAGAACUGUGUCGACGUCAACGAAUGUGUCAGCCUGCCAGGGACCUGCUCCCCGGGGACCUGCCAGAACCUGGAAGGCUCCUUCCGUUGCAUCUGCCCGCCAGGCUACGAGGUGCAGAACGAUAAUUGCAUUGAUAUCAACGAAUGUGAGGAAGAGCCCAACAUCUGCCUGUUCGGGACAUGCACCAACACGCCAGGGAGUUUCCAGUGCAUCUGCCCGCCUGGUUUCGUACUCUCUGACAAUGGCCGGCGCUGCUUUGACACACGCCAGAGCUUCUGCUUCACCCGCUUUGACAACGGCAAAUGCUCUGUUCCCAAAGCCUUCAACACCACCAAGGCACGGUGCUGCUGCAGCAAAAUGCCCGGGGAAGGCUGGGGGGACCCCUGUGAGCUGUGCCCGCAGGAGGGCAAUGUUGCGUUCCAGGAGCUGUGCCCUUACGGUCAUGGUGCCAUUCCUGGGCCAGGAGAUACCAGGGAAGACGUGAACGAAUGCUCCGAAAACCCUGGCAUUUGCAUCAACGGGGUGUGCAUUAAUACGGAUGGGUCGUUCCGUUGCGAGUGCCCCUUCGGAUACAACCUUGACUACACUGGAGUGAAUUGUGUGGACACGGAUGAGUGCUCCAUUGGAAACCCAUGUGGGAACGGCACGUGCACCAAUGUGGUCGGGGGCUUCGAGUGUGUGUGUGAUGAGGGAUUUGAGCCGGGGCCUAUGAUGACAUGCGAAGAUAUCAACGAGUGCACCUUGAACCCGCUGCUCUGCGCCUUCCGUUGCAUCAAUGCUCUCGGCUCCUACGACUGCACCUGCCCAUCUGGAUACACUCUGCGGGACGACCGGAGGAUGUGCAAAGAUUUGGACGAAUGCGCCGAAGGGAUGCACCACUGCGAAUCUCACGGGAUGAUGUGCAAGAACCUCAUUGGUACUUUUGCGUGCAUCUGCCCACCUGGCAUGCAACGGAGGCCGGAUGGCGAAGGCUGCACAGAUGAGAACGAAUGCCGGACGAAACCAGGCAUCUGCCCCAACGGGCGCUGCAUGAACACCGUGGGCAGCUACCACUGCGACUGCAACGAAGGCUUCCAAAGCAGCCCCUCCGGCACCGAGUGCCUCGACACCCGCCAAGGAUUCUGCUUCACCGAGGUGCUGCAAACCAUGUGCCAAAUGUCCUCGACCAACCGGCACCAGGUCACCAAAUCGGAGUGCUGUUGCAACGGAGGGCGCGGCUGGGGACCCCAGUGCGAACUCUGCCCCUUUCCUGCCACAGCCCAUUACAAGAAGAUGUGUCCGCACGGGCCAGGCUACACAACUGAUGGGAGAGACAUCGACGAGUGCAAGGUCCUGCCUCACCUCUGCCAGCACGGCCAGUGCAUCAACGGCAUGGGCUCCUUCCGCUGCCACUGCCGCCUGGGAUACACCGCCGACCUCACCGGCACCGCCUGCCAGGACCUGGACGAAUGCAACCAGUCCCCCAAGCCGUGCAACUUCAUCUGCAAGAACACAGAGGGCAGUUUCCAGUGCUCUUGCCCCAGAGGCUACACCCUGCAGGAAGACGGCAAGACCUGCAAAGACCUGGACGAAUGCUCCACGAAGCAGCACAACUGCCAGUUCCUCUGUGUGAACGUCAUUGGGGGCUUCAACUGCAAGUGCCCCCCUGGAUUCACCCAGCACCAUUCUUCCUGUAUCGAUAACAACGAAUGCACCGCCCAGCCAACCUUGUGUGGGGUCAAAGGGCAAUGUCUAAACACCCCCGGGAGCUAUAACUGUGAGUGUCAAAAAGGGUUUGCCCUUGACACCUCUGGGAGCAGUUGUGAAGAUGUGGACGAAUGUGACGGGAACCACCGGUGCCAACAUGGAUGCCAGAAUGUGCUGGGCGGGUAUCGUUGUGGCUGCCCGCAGGGCUACGUCCAGCAUUACCAGUGGAACCAGUGUGUGGACGAGAACGAAUGCUCUAGCCCUGCGGCCUGUGGCUCGGCUUCGUGCUACAACACUCUGGGGAGCUUCAAAUGCAUCUGCCCGUCCGGCUUCGACUUCGACCGAGCCUUCGGGGGCUGCCAGGACGUGAACGAGUGCGCGGCCGGUGGAAGCCCCUGCAACUAUGGCUGCUCAAACACGGAAGGAGGUUACUUGUGCGGAUGCCCAACCGGAUAUUUUCGGGCAGGCCAAGGGCACUGUGUCUCGGGACUCGGAUUUGGCAAAGAGGCCUACCUUCCUGCUCCCCUAGAGGAAGAAGAGGAGGAGAAUCUACUCUCCCCCGAAGCUUGUUAUGAGUGCAAGAUCAAUGGUUACCCCAAGAGUGGACGGCACCGGCGCAGCGUCAAUGGCACCGGCGAGCACCAGAAACUGGACGUCAGCCUGGCCAGCAUCGACGUGGGCGCCCCCGUGGUGGUCGCACUCAACCUUUCCAACCUGGGUCCCAAGGAGCACAUCCUUGAGCUGCUGCCCGCCGUGGCCCCCCUGGAGAACCGCGUCCGCUACAUCAUCGCCCACGGGAACCAGGCGGGCUACUUCCACAUCCACCAGAAGGAAGGUCUCAGCUACCUGCACUUAGUCCGCAAGCAGGCCGCCCCCGGCACUUACGUGCUGGAGAUUGCCAGCGUCCCCCUCUACCGCAAGCGGGAGCUGCAGGAACUAGAGGCCCUGAAGGAUCUCGACUACCUCACCGGAGAGCUGGGCCAGGCGCUCAAGAUGAGGUUGCAGCUCCAUCUCUUUUAAACCUGCCCUCAGAGACACCCACGAAGCCAAGGGCUCAGACGGUGCGCUGCCCCACAUCAACCCCCCAGGAAAAUCAGCACCUCUCCCCCCCCCAUGCCUCGGCAUCCCAAACAGCCCCAGAUCUGGACCAGAGCUAAUUCUGCUGUCCAAAAUCAAAGGCGUCUUUCAGGUGGCUGUCCUUAUCCGUGCUCCUCUCCCAUCAAUGCCCUCAGCGUGGGACUCCAGUGGCAGAGGUGGGUCUGUAAGGGCAGAUGGGGCCCGGCCCCACCAACCUCAGUCUGCUCUCAGCUGCCCCCCACACCUGCCUGACAGUCAUACUUGCAAGCAGUCCAGAGGGCGGCGCUGCCAGGCCGCUUCUUCCUCCUGCAUCUCAGUGCUGCACCGCUGCUCCGCCUAUCAUUGGGUUUGGCUCCGCCUACUGCUUGGGCGCCUUGCCUUCCGCCCCACCGGACCCAGUGGUCACCAGCCGCCUCUGGACUCCAGGAAAUGACAGAGGUAUGGACCGUGCAAGCAAAGCCAUCAACUCGACGUCCCUCUCUCUGCUGGAGAACCCUGUUGCUCCAACACUCCCUCCUCUGUUUGGCACUCCUCCAUGAGCCUUGAGGAUUUAUUCAUCCCUGAACAUCCAAAGCAAGGACAGCUUUCCGUCUCCACUGGGCUCUUGGUCCAUUUCAUGCUUUGCUCCCGAGUUUGUGGGCGGGCACAGCUGAAAGCAGGCCGGUUGUGUCAGAAGCUGAGCCUGUCGGUGAUGGUUGGGGGAAGCUAGCCAGGCCUGUAUCCGAGCCAGUCUCUGGAGUCCUCUUGGGUGCGCUGGAGUUAGUUGAGCAGCGUUGAAGUACAUUGUGCUGUUUAUAGGGACCAAACCAAAUGGGAAUGGCAGCUCUGUGAAGGGUAAAGUACAGUUCCCAGGAUUCUUUGGGGGAAGCCAUGUACUUUCAAUGUGUGGGGUGGAUGUGACCUCUCCGAGAGGGGCAACGAAAGGGAUUUAUCAAGCCAAUGAGCACGCUGUCCAAUUCUGCAUCCGUAUUAUCGAAACUUGGCAGAUUGCUUAAAUCAGCUUUUCUGCAUUCUGGUGCCCUCCAGGCCCCCCAAGACCCCAGCAUCAUAGGGCCGCGCUGGCUAGGGCCGUGAUCCGAAACUUGGGGAGGGGGGCACCAAGGUUCAGGAAAGCAUAUUUAAGGCUCAUCAGGGCAAAUGGGAUGUUGCCCUGCCAACCUCGCUCUGCCCCCACCCAACGCCCUCAACUACCUGCCUUGUUUACAGCCAGUCAGGGGGUGGCCGUGCCCAUCAUUGGCACUGUGCCUUCCACCCUGCCAGUCCCAAAUGGGCAUCAGCCAACACUGCUUUGGAGUGUGCCGUCCCAUUGGCUGUGGGUGCCAGCCAUAGCUAGGAAACGGGGCUCCAAGGUGUCAAACUCCCCACCCCACCCCCAAGGUCACCGCCUCCCCAAAUCCUGAUCUGUUUAUGCUCAACGGAGACCCAGAAUAAGAGCCUCUGUUUGCUUCAGGGAAAUGAGCAUCCAGCACGAACACCGACAAACUCAGGCAUAUAUAUAUGAGAGAUCUUCUCAUGCAGCUAUUUUUUUCCUCUCCCUUUGACUCCUCAGAAACCUUACAUGCCUCCUCAGAAUGGUGGGUGCUAGCUAACCCCUCAAGCAAAGCUUGUAAAGCUUCACAUGCGCUUUUCCCCAAAUGCAAAUUAAUUUCUGUGUUUCCUGUUAGAAAAGCCUUCCCAAGGAAAACCACAUCUCAGACACCAGGAACCAAAACCACAUCCCAAGCACCAAGUUUAAAGGUUGAGAACUUGGUUUAGUUGUGCAUAACCUGUCACGACCCUUUUCUCUCGUUCCCCUUUUAUCACAGUAGAGAGACAGCUUAUUACCAGAGCGCAAACUAUAGCACUGGUCACACCUCAAGCUGGGAAGGUUUAUCAUUUCUCCUGAGCCAGCUCCACAGAAUAGCCGAGUCGGAAGGGGCCUCUAAGUUCAUUGAGUCCAACUCAAUGCAGAAAUCCAACCUAAAGCAUAAAGCGAUACGCUCGAGAAGAACUCUCGUUCAUGCCAGCGGGGCAGGACGACAAGGGGAAAAUUCCCAGCGGACAGAGGGUUGGGGGACAACUUGGAUUCAGUUUCCAUUUAAAGGCGAACCGACUCAGUUCGCACUUUCUGAAACAAUAUGCACACUGACACAGCCACCUUCUGACAUUUGCACUUCUCUGCAUUGUGCAAUGCGGCUGUCCCAUCGAGUAAUGAGGACAAAAUACAUAGACGGGGGGGAGGGAAUCUGCAUAAAAAGGCAAAUGUUCGCGAAGAGACUCUGCAAAAUGUGUUCUAAUCCGGGAAAUUGUUUUGCAGAAAAAAAAAACAUGUACGCAAAGUUCCCCACAAAGGUGUGUAGCUUGGGAGAAAUUCACACUAAAAUGAAGAAUGCAGAGAACUACAAUUAAAAUUGAGACAAAAAGCGAAAUGGAAAUUAACAAGACCCGUCCGUCCCCAGCCUGCUGGGCCUCCUCUGGAUCCUUCCCAUUCUUUUCCAUCCCCUCCUUUUUUAAAAAUAUCUGGGUGUUAGGAGAUGGCCUUGGGCCCCUUUAACACUUGAAACCCUGGCCCUCCCCAGUUCACCCUACUGUCGGCAAGGCCACAAUCCACACUCCUCCUGACACAACAAAGUGGCUAGUCUGGAUUUGUUCUCUGUCUUGUUUCGUAAUUCCUCUUCCUCUGGUGGUUGUUUUUUUCGGGGGGGGGGGGGUUGCCAAAUGGUGCUUCCUCCUCUUAUGAAUAAUAAUAUGAUUGAUGAUGAUAAUCUAUUAGCCGAGGGGUGUUUGUGCGUGCGUGUGAAAGGUGUGGUCCUCAGGUUCUUCGCACCAAGUCUGUGACUUUCAUUUCAUGCACCAGCAGCUUGCUUGUGGAGGGGAGGGGGGUCAGGCCGGCCACACACGGCCCUGAGGCCAAGCACCGCCCACGUGGGCAGCUGAUCUUGUGUGUGUGUUGUAUCACGAGCGAUGGCAGCAAUAAAGUUAU
Molecule: messenger RNA, 12277 nt
Organism: Rhineura floridana
Lineage: Eukaryota; Metazoa; Chordata; Lepidosauria; Squamata; Rhineuridae
Gene: FBN3
Product: fibrillin 3
Exons: 68
Coding region: 631-9258 (2875 amino acids)
Molecular function (GO): calcium ion binding
Source: RefSeq, a predicted model, not a curated record